This is a messenger RNA of Porites evermanni, 1083 nucleotides long. The record is from the annotation of a GenBank genome assembly. Lineage: Eukaryota; Metazoa; Cnidaria; Anthozoa; Scleractinia; Poritidae.
AUGGGUGGUGGACACAGCGCAGAGGCGCAGCAGCUCCAUUCAUUUCAGAGAUGGGAAGAAAUGACAGUAUCCAAGGGAGAUGAAGAGAUGACUCUUCCCUCAAGUCCAUUAAUUUCCGUUGAAGAGAUGCAGAGAUGGGCAAAGGCCACUUGCCAAAUCAUUUUGGGUCCUGGUUCUUGGGGCACAGGGUUCUUUGUAGUUUUUCGAAUCCAUGAGAAUCAAAUCUUGCACGGUUUAAUGACAAACAAUCAUGUCUUAGAUGAGAGCAGGCUUGAAGAUGAGCAGAACGUUCAACUUCGUCUUCACAACGAUGAGACGAUCACUGUGCAGUUGAGGGGAGUUGGAAUCCGAUUCACCUGCCCUUUGCUUGAUGUCACUUUUAUUGAGCUGAAGGAGGCUGAUGUCCAAACAAUGGUUCAUCAUGGCGUAAAAUUUCUCGAGGUGUGUAGUUCUUACCAGUGUACCCGUCCGGGAACAGCAAUAGCCGUCAUGCAAUACCCCGAAAACCACUCCGCGCUGACCUUCGCGCAAGGUAAUGUGCAUUCGCUUUGGGGAACUUGUAUCUAUCACAAGGUUUCCACGAAUUAUGGUUCUUCUGGUUCGGGGAUUGUGUCCGUGCACAGUGGAGAGGUAGUGGCGAUACAUCGUGCGAGAAACUCCGACAUGGAAAUGAAUGUAGGUGUUAGAGCUCCUGUUGCCAUCCAGGCAAUUGACAAAGUUAUCAACGUCAACAUUGCACAUCACAAGCCAGCUAAAGAUCUCAACCAUCGCGAAUUACAGGAACUUAAAAUGCUUGGCCUCCACCCAACAAAGAACAAGUUUUUGUUUAUCAGUCCGUCAAGUCUAUUUGUCACACCUUUGUGGUUUUAUCGCACCAACCAUGCCUGGUACUGGACCCCCGCCCGCCCAGACUCCUAUGAAAUAGAGCAAGUGAGAAGGUGCAACUGGCUUGAUAUUGGUGUUGGCAAGAGCAAAAGUGUAAUAGGUGGCUACUGGAACGGACAAACGCCAGCUUCAAGAAAUAUAGUGCUAAUAGAUAAACUUGCAGCUACCGGUUUUAAAUAUCUCUUGUCAAUAUCUUAA